AUGGAUCAUAUUAUAUGUACUACAUUAAAUGCUUUUAAAGAGUCCUGGCCUGAUAUAGAUACUUCCGUGUGGGAUAUUUUAGCCAGAAGAAUUCGUGAAUUGCUUUUAUGCCCAGAAUGUCACGAACCUAUUUUCACAAAUCCGCAACAAAAGAAUAUUACUAUUCUUACAGACAGACGCAUGAUUCAUAGUGUUUGUUUUGAAUGUCCUGCUACUAAAGCCGAAGAAAAAAAUGAUGUUUCUCAGAUCAAAGCUUCACAGGAUACUAAACCCUCGAAUCGUAAUGCUGAUAUGGUUGAAGUUCCUAUUAUAAAAGAACAAGAAGUCUUAGAACCUAUUUCUUAUCCGGAAAAUAGUAUUUUGCAUAAUAAUUCACGAAAUAGUAGCUCUGCUGAGAAUGAUUUAAUAUCUGACUCCGAAAUCAAACAGCAAACUCGAGACAUCACUAAUUUGCAUGAUGUAGGUAAUCAGAAUUCAGAAUCAUUCACAAGUUCGCAUCCUAUCUCUAAUAAUCCCGUCUUAUCAGAACAAAAUGCUAAAAUAAAAGCAUCUGAAAUAGAUAUACAGCCUUUGAUACAAGAAUUGCUUAUAGAACCUUCGAAAGAAGAUUGUGUUAAGAUUGUUAAUGUCCUGCUGUUGAUCAAUCGCCUGCAAUCGAAUUAG
Funneliformis geosporum is the source of this 663-nucleotide messenger RNA. Lineage: Eukaryota; Fungi; Glomeromycota; Glomeromycetes; Glomerales; Glomeraceae. The record is from the annotation of a GenBank genome assembly.